Molecule: messenger RNA, 770 nt
Organism: Physcomitrium patens
Lineage: Eukaryota; Viridiplantae; Streptophyta; Bryopsida; Funariales; Funariaceae
Source: RefSeq, a predicted model, not a curated record
UGAGGCAUCAAGGGCGUCGGAAAGACAGGUGAGUGGCCGAGCAAGCGUAUAUAUGGCCUUCCUGCCAAGCGGUACUCACAAUCUAUUUCCGCAUCGUGUAGUGACUGACCACCUCGUGUAUUCGCCGUCGGAGACAGAGACAGUUUGCCAUCUUCCAUCGCCAUGGGGUCCCAGAAGCUGCUGCAGUCACGGCUUGUGGUCAUGGUCGCUGCCACCAUCUUGGUCUCGUUGCUCUUGGCUGAGACUGCAAUCGCGGCUGAAUACUAUACGAAAGGAAACGUGUGGAUUCGUAACUGCGACAAGAACAAGGAUGGACACCCGGACUACCCUCCGAAUUCAAACAACAGCAAAUGUUCACGCUUGAAAGUAGUCCCGAAGCGCAAGAAAGUGACGGUUUAUUGCAGGAUUCCAGGGGAAUGUGUACACGGCGACUGCUACUGGCUGUACGUAAAAUAUGGUUCGACUUCCGGGUGGAUGUCCGACUACUGGGUAGACUGUGGUGGCAAAGUCUGCCCGGUCUCUCGUUGCCGAAAUGUGUAGGAGAAGUGUGCGACUGUGUUGUGCAUUCGCUUCUCCCACGCAGUGUGCGGUGGACGGACUGUAGUGUUGAUAUGUUCUACUGCUUGGAUGGAAGCCACCAACCCAGCAACACAGCUUGGAAGUUUGCAUAGUAAAUAAGCGCCGCACUUCGGAUGAUCGAAGAGCGGCGCCACGUUGAUCAGAUCACUGCCAUGGACGUUUUGUUUCUAUGUAUAUCUAUUUUCUCAUAC